Colletotrichum destructivum is the source of this 1636-nucleotide messenger RNA. RefSeq names its product Putative AAA+ ATPase domain, ATPase, AAA-type, core, nucleic acid-binding protein. Lineage: Eukaryota; Fungi; Ascomycota; Sordariomycetes; Glomerellales; Glomerellaceae. The record is from RefSeq and is a predicted model, not a curated record. The coding region runs from base 183 to 1448 and encodes 421 amino acids. Gene Ontology annotation, cellular component: proteasome regulatory particle, base subcomplex. Gene Ontology annotation, biological process: proteasome-mediated ubiquitin-dependent protein catabolic process. Gene Ontology annotation, molecular function: ATP binding; proteasome-activating activity; ATP hydrolysis activity. The transcript is spliced from 3 exons.
UGACGCCUACAGCAAGCUAGAGCAAGCAAGCACGACUGUCGAGCUUGAAAACAACAACCUCGCCAUCGCCAACGACACUGCCCAUCUCCCUGCGACCCUACGUUUGCUGCGAUCGACGAGAUAACUCGCCUUAAGAAAAGCGCCGUUUCGACGAUUUCAACACCUGCCGAAUUUCCGACACCAUGGGUGACGUUCUGGUCGAAAACCCGGCCAACCAUACCGUCCCUCACAAGAAGACGGCACCCUCAACAAUUCCUAGUAUUGAGAACUUUGAGGGCAUCUCGACGGAAGGAGGUGACGAUUAUGCUACACUGAAGAAGCUCCAAAGACAACUUGAGUACAUACAGCUGCAGGAAGAGUACAUCAAAGAUGAGCAGAGGAGUCUGAAGCGCGAGCUCGUUCGGGCUCAGGAGGAGAUCAAGCGGAUUCAGAGUGUCCCUUUGGUGAUCGGCCAGUUCAUGGAGGCCAUCGACCAGAACACCGGCAUCGUACAGUCUUCCACCGGCUCCAAUUACGUCGUCCGUAUCCUAUCCACCCUCGACCGGGAGAAACUCAAGCCGUCGUCUUCCGUCGCUCUCCACCGUCACUCGAACGCCCUUGUCGACAUCCUCCCUCCUGAAGCGGACUCCUCUAUCGCCAUGCUUGGCGCCGACGAGAAGCCUGAUGUCACGUAUGCCGACGUUGGUGGUCUGGACAUGCAGAAGCAGGAGAUCCGUGAGGCUGUGGAGCUUCCGUUGACACACUUCGACCUCUACAAGCAGAUCGGUAUCGACCCUCCUCGUGGUGUGUUGCUCUAUGGACCCCCCGGAACGGGAAAGACCAUGUUGGUCAAGGCUGUGGCGAACUCGACGACGGCGAACUUCAUUCGCGUUGUUGGUUCCGAAUUCGUGCAGAAGUACCUCGGUGAAGGUCCCCGUAUGGUCCGCGACGUCUUCCGGAUGGCUCGCGAAAACGCUCCUGCCAUUAUCUUCAUCGACGAGAUUGACGCCAUCGCGACGAAGCGUUUCGACGCCCAGACCGGUGCCGAUCGUGAAGUCCAACGUAUUCUGCUGGAACUCCUCAACCAGAUGGACGGUUUCGAUCAGACCGCCAACGUCAAGGUCAUCAUGGCCACCAACCGAGCCGAUACCCUCGACCCCGCGCUGCUCCGUCCCGGUCGUCUGGACCGAAAGAUCGAAUUCCCUAGCUUGAAAGAUAGACGCGAGCGUCGUCUCAUCUUUUCUACUAUUGCCAGCAAGAUGAGCCUCGCUCCCGAGGUCGACCUGGACUCUUUGAUUGUCCGCAACGAUCCCCUGAGCGGUGCCGUCAUCGCCGCCAUCAUGCAGGAGGCUGGUCUUCGCGCUGUACGCAAGAACCGUUACAACAUCAUUCAGAGCGACCUUGAGGAUGCCUACUCGAGCCAGGUCAAGGGCACGAGCGAUGAGAACAAGUUUGACUUUUACAAAUAAGCAACAGGCGCUACCCGGGCGGGAAAAGCGCUUGGAAACGAGGGCGUCUGCCAAGGGAGGGGUGGCAAACUGCACGCGGCAAGGCUGUCGAUGUUAUGGCACGGGGGACACGGCAAGGGAAGAGAUAGACUUUUCAAAGCUUUGGUAAGCGAAGCUUGGCGUCGCGUUGUACAAUACACUUGAUAAAC